GAAUAAUUAAUUAAGUUGGCACCGACUCCCAAGUCAACGAAAUGCCUAGUACCUUUACCGCCAUUAAAACUCCACUAGUGGUUAGGCAUUUAAAAGAGCUUCUUGUUUUUCUUGGUGCCGCCACCGCAAUGCAUUGGUAACGUGAACUUGUUCCCAUUUGAUUUUAAUGGAAAUUCCACUCAAGGAUGUAUGGGACUUCCAUUCACAUUUACGAACUGUUAGGCCUAAGGUUAGCUAAAGGGAAAUAUCUAUUCACAGUUCCCUUCCACCAUAACCAAAAAAUUAAUUGAACUCCUCUUUCCUCCCUCGUUCUCUAUGUCUCUCUCACCAUGGCCGCAGAACUGAUGGCAGCUUAACUCGAAGGAUGUGAACAACUGAGGGACGCUUUUUCCCUUCAGACGACCGAGUGCAGCACAGCACAUCUUGUCUUCAGGGGAUGAACCCUGCGCUGGCUUUUCCAAUCAUCUCUCUCUCAGUCUCAGAAAACUAUAACUUCAACAAAUGAACCUAAGAGAACAAGGGAAAUUAAGAAAAAGGAAGCACAGUUAUCUUCACUCGUCUUUGUCAAUCUUUAUGACCCAUGUUUCUUCUUCUUUUGACUUGCUCAAAGUCUGGAAUCCAUUAAGCAGAAUUCAAGUGCAUUAGAACAAAUCAUGAAUAUAUUAAUGGAGGGAUAUUUUCAAGCUAAGAGAGCCUAUAAACUAUUGGUUUGGUCGGUAAGAUAUGAAGCCAAAGAAAUUUAAGUAUGGAAUGUUUCCAACUAUCAACCGUUGGAAGGAUCAUUGUAAGAUUCGAUUAAAUAGCCCAUUACAUGCAUGCACAGACAGGGUGGCAGAGAUACGCAAAACUUAUCCCAAAUCCAGCUGCAGAGCACAGCUGCAGCAUGCCCUGCUAUAAAGGAAAGUCUAUUUGACCAUGGUACUAAAAUUGUACACGGAUUUUCCCAAACCCCUGCAAUCCAAGAUCUAAGAUAACUUUUGUAGCCGAAAAGUGAGCAAACCAGCCAUUGGAAACACAAAAGCAAGAAAUUGCUGCUUCCAUCAAGAGAAAAUCUGGACAGAUGUUGGUGUUAGUGGGGGAGGGCUUAGCUCAUCUUACAUCAUUUUUCACCAAAUGUGAUUUCCAGCAAAGCUCAACUUACAGAAGAGAAGCAAUAUAUUGUCUAAAACAAUGAAUGGUUUACAUGACUGAAACAGGAAGGAUUAAUGAAGCCUUUCGUUUUUCCCUACCUUUCAGUCUGGGCAAACUGGUGUAUAUUUUACAAUAUCCAUUAAUACUCUACUACUACCAUGGAGUACCAAAAUUUAAGUGGGAUCGCACUUUGCCCGAGAAGCUUAUCCCCAUCCCCCUUUCAUAUCUUAUCUUUUCUGCUCGCAAGUUGUGGGGUCUUCUCUUCGAGAACUUCGAAAGAUCACUGAUCAACCACCAUCCUCUCUCUCUCUCUCUCUCUCUCUGAACAGAGCAGGAGAGAGACUUCCUGUCUGACCUUAGAAGCAAUAACUCUACUUUGUAUAGCUUUUAUAUCAGCAGAUGCAUGUUCGUACACUUUCGUAUCAAGACGCAAAUACUAUAAAGUAAAAAAGAAGGGUACAACUACAGCACGACAAAGCGCGGCAACCAUCUUAUACAUCAUCGCUCAGCUCACCAUCUCCUAUCAACCUGUCAUGUCAACCAUUUAAUGACACUGCCUCUUUUUCUAUUCUACUGCUAUAUAACCCUUUCUUUCACUUCUGUUUCACCAUCCAACCCACUACACACUUCUCCAUUCCAGAUAGAUAUAUGCAGCUUCUUUUCCCCCCAUCAUCUACUUUUCAUUUCCUUGGGAGACAAUGAAGGGGAAUUCUCUAAGGGCAUGCCUCAAAUGGAGGAAGAUGGGGAGUAGAGUCAUACCUUGUGGCAGUUGCGAGUACCGCUAUCAGUGGGCAAAGUGGCCUUCCAUGCACCAAGAGAGCUCAAUCCCUAGGGAUGUGCCCAAGGGUCACUUGGUAGUGUAUGUUGGUGAAAACUAUAAGAGGUUUGUAAUUAAAAUCACCUUGCUCAAGCACCCACUUUUCAAGGCAUUGCUGGAUCAAGCUGAAGAUGAAUACGAUUUUACCACUGACUCCAAACUCUGCAUUCCUUGCGAUGAAAGCCUGUUCCUUGAUGUUGUUCGUUGUGCUAGCUCUCCCGAAGUUGGGAAGCUCUGCUAUUGUCUUUAGGAAUUCAUGCUAGAAAUUUGAUUGAUUCACGAGGUUCCAGUCCUAGUCAGAACGCUAGUGUGUACUAUACUGAGAAGACAUUCGUAACAUAAAUUCUGUAGCUUAUAAAUGUCAUUCAAUUGAAAAAUGUUUUAACUUCUGUUUUUGCUCGUUUGUAAGUUAUGUUUCUAAGAGCCUCAACCCCUCAGGGCAUGUGAAAAUUUGAAAGCUCUUGGCGCAUGUAGAGCAGAGUUAUACACACGGUACGAUACCAGAUCAACACUGAACAAGAAGCUGUACCACACCCCACCAGCUGACAGCAUUCUGACAGUUCCAGUUGGGCCAAACUGGCAGAUUCAUUAGCUCUGGCCUUCCCCUACCACUCUCCAUAUCUUUGAAACUUAAACAAUAAUAACAGCUAAGGAAGUAUACAACUAUAGAUUAUGUUUAUAUUUCUAUCAUAGAAAAUUGCCGUCACUGAGAGUGAGAUCAUGUUCCUUACGGCUUACUCUCCUCAAGGCCAGUGUCCCUUAUAUUUACCCGUAAUAUUUACCAUUCAGCAGGCUACAUAUUAAACAGAUACAUGCCCAAAGCAGGUAAUUUAUCAAGACGAAUCAAUCACUCAAGGUGUUGCCAGGAUUAUGAAAGCAGGAUUCUUUGUGAUUUGUCCAGGUUAACAAUGUCAG
Theobroma umbraticum is the source of this 2863-nucleotide messenger RNA. RefSeq names its product SAUR-like auxin-responsive protein family. The record is from RefSeq and is a predicted model, not a curated record. Gene Ontology annotation, biological process: response to auxin. NCBI's taxonomy places the organism in Eukaryota, Viridiplantae, Streptophyta, Magnoliopsida, Malvales, Malvaceae.